Molecule: messenger RNA, 1013 nt
Organism: Nestor notabilis (Kea)
Lineage: Eukaryota; Metazoa; Chordata; Aves; Psittaciformes; Psittacidae
Gene: VTI1B
Product: vesicle transport through interaction with t-SNAREs 1B
Exons: 6
Coding region: 1-732 (243 amino acids)
Biological process (GO): vesicle fusion with Golgi apparatus; intra-Golgi vesicle-mediated transport; intracellular protein transport
Cellular component (GO): endoplasmic reticulum membrane; Golgi apparatus; late endosome membrane
Molecular function (GO): SNAP receptor activity; SNARE binding
Source: RefSeq, a predicted model, not a curated record
AUGUCCGGAAAGUUUGGUACAAGAAAGACGUUCAAACCUUCAAAUGACAAUGUUGAAAACUUUCACAGGCAGUUAACGGGAAUAAAAAGCAUAAAAGAAGAAAUACCCUUUCUUGUAGUGUAUCUGACAGACUACUUUUUCUUCACAGAGGAGAAGAAAAAACUAGUUCGAGAGUUUGAUGAGAAACAGCGCGAAGCAAAUGAAACGCUGCGGGAGAUGGAGGAAGAGCUGAAAUUUGCUCCUCUGCCGUUCCGCAACCAAAUGAUGAGCAAAAUCCGGGCGUACAGGAGAGACCUCUCCAUGUUCCAGAGAGAGAUGAGAAGCACAGAUUUGGGACUGGGCCCUGGAAGUCAAGGCGAUAUGAGAUACGGAAUCUUCUCCACAGAAAAUGAGCAGAGUACUAAUCUGCAGUCACAGAGAGUGCUGCUGCUCCAGGGAACAGACAGCCUGAACCGAGCCAGUCAGAGCAUUGAGCGCUCGCACCGAAUUGCUGCUGAAACAGAUCAGAUUGGCACUGAUAUCAUCGAAGAACUCGGGGAGCAGCGGGAGCAACUGGAACGCACCAGGAGCAGAUUGGUGAAUACAAGUGAGAACUUGAGCAAGAGCCGCAAGAUUCUACGUUCCAUGUCCAGGAGAAUAACCACUAAUAAAUUGUUGCUGUCCAUCAUCAUCAUCCUGGAGCUGGCCAUCCUAGGUGGGCUGGUCUACUACAAGUUCUUUCGCAGCAGAUGAACCUUCAUGACUGAGAUGAGCUCUUCCCCCACUGAGGAACCAGCUGGGCUGUCUGUUCCCUUUGACUGUCUGAGGACUGAACUCUCUCAUGAGACACUUGUCCAACUGAAACUGUACUGACACUAGAAAGACAGUGAAUGGGAGUAAAAGGCAGAGACAGACUUGAACUACUGGUAAGACUAAUAAGAAGGUAAUAAAUAUUUUAUUGUCUCAAUUUGUAUAUACUUAACUAAAUGAAUAAAUCUUGGUAUGUACUAAAGUAGCCACUGACCAGUGGAAAA